AUGUCCGAGUCAACGCCUCGUAAGCGGUCUCGUCUAGCCUGCACUUUGUGUCAGUCGCGAAAGCGCAAAUGCUCAGGUGGUCAGCCCUGUAGCACUUGCGCCCAAACUGGCGCGGAAUGUCACUACAGUGCGCGCAAGAAACGCGCCAGAUCCCAUAGUCUGUACCGAGCUAGUCUGUCACUCGAUGAACGUCCAGAUGGCUGGCCCAAUGCUUUGCCAGACCUCAGCACCACUGAUAGUGCAGCUCAGAAUUCCGCCGUUCAUGGCGAGUCCGACAUGACCCAUUCCAUGGCGAAUUCCGGGGCUGCGUUCGUUCGCAAACUCGGGCUACGAAUUGACCCUGCGCGUGCACCGCGAUUGCACUUGUUCGCAUGGAACGUUGGCGAGAGACGUAUGGCACCUUCAAUGUCAUCGUCGCUUCCCCCAAUGAAUACCACAGCGUCAGCAGCAACAACUAUCAACAAGAUUGUCUCACCCGAGGAGAUGCGGCGGCUAGCAACAAUUUUUUUCGAGAAAGUCGACCCAUGCUAUCCCUUUCUGGACCGCAAAAAAGUUUUCACUGGAAUCACUAAACGCUGGGAGCUCUCGUCAUCUCCCAUCGACACGGAACACCCACACGAUGCUGUGCUAUGCGGCAUCGCAGCCUUCGGGUAUUUAUUCUCGCGACGCGAGAUCAUACCCCAAGAACUACAACUCAUUGAAACGGCACGCAGCAUCUUAGACAAGAGUGUGCUUGCUGCAGAAAUACCCUCAGUCGACACAGUGACCGGUUGGGUUCUACGCGCCGCCUAUCUCCGCAUGACGGCCUCACCGCACGCAGCAUGGAUGGCCAGCUGCACCCUGAUGCACCUCAUCGAAGCUGCAGGUCUACACCUGCAAACCCCAGACCCAGAAACAGCAGGUCUCCUCCCAGCCUCACCAGCCGAAACACACACCAGCUCAGACAGCGGAGACACACAAUCCCCCAGCGACCCAGAGACUCGUCGGCGACUCUUCGGCAUGGCUCGACAUCUCAAUACAUGGACCUCCUUCGAUUUGGGUCGCUCACGGGUCAUCCUCCAAGGCGCAACAGCCCUCUCCCAAUCCCCAGCUUCAACCCAAACCCCAGCCCAGUCCAACUCCCAAACCCAAACCCAAGCCUCAGCAUCCCAAACAAACCGCACCCACCCCCGCGCCGACCUCUUCCACCUCCUCCCCCUAUCAGAAAGCCUAGACCCAACAAACACCCCAGACCUCCUAACAGCCCUAAAACAAGUCCUCUCUCUAACAUACACAGAGUCAAGCUUAAUCCUAGUGCAAAGCAACCUAAUGCUCUGCAUCUACCGCCGGCUCCGUGCCCAAUCAACCUUCACCUCCCCCUCAACCCCAACAUCCACAAUUCCCCCAAAACUUCUCACAAAAAUCCUAGCCCUAUCCUCGCGCUCCCUUCGCGCUGCACGCGGGAUGGUAGCGCAAACCUGCCCCUGGCACCAAGUAGCCAACGUCCCCUUCCAAGUCGUCUGCUCGCUCCUGGCAAUUGAUAACCGCGCCUCGAUGGCGUUACUGGGUGAUGCUAUGCGCACACUUAGGGAGGUCAUGACGGCUUAUGAUACGGAUUCGAUGCGGGAGGCGUAUUCGACGGCUUAUUUGCUUGUCGCGCUGCAUCAGAGGCGGAAGGAGGAUGAUACACGUGCGCUGGCGGAGGUUUUGAGGGUUAAUGCUUCUGUUGUUGGGUGGGUUGGGAUUGAUGCUGGGAUUGAGGGAGAUGGGGUUGUUGAGCCGGGAGAUCGGGGUGAUGGAUAUAGGGAUGGAGAUGAUCAUGGGCAGCAGAUGCAGCAGAUUGGGAACUCGAAUCAGAGUCAGAGUCAAAACCAGAAUCAGAGUCAGAGUCAAAACCAGAAUCAGAGUCAGGUUCUUGAUGGGUCUGUGGCGCCGGUUUCUGAUGCUGAGUUCUCGUGGUUGGGUGAUUUGAUGAUUGAUAUGCCUAGUUUGCAGAACUUUGACUUGGAUCAGUUUCUUAUGACGGAUGUGCCGUGGCCGUUGCCUGAGAUGGGGAUUUGA
Messenger RNA from Penicillium antarcticum, 2040 nucleotides. Its product is annotated as putative C6 transcription factor. The transcript has a single exon. Gene Ontology annotation, biological process: DNA-templated transcription; response to xenobiotic stimulus; regulation of DNA-templated transcription. The coding region runs from base 1 to 2040 and encodes 679 amino acids. NCBI's taxonomy places the organism in Eukaryota, Fungi, Ascomycota, Eurotiomycetes, Eurotiales, Aspergillaceae. Gene Ontology annotation, molecular function: DNA-binding transcription factor activity, RNA polymerase II-specific; zinc ion binding; DNA binding. The record is from RefSeq and is a predicted model, not a curated record.